GACAAGCAGGACUAAACACAGGUCAAUGUGGAAUGCAAAUUGCGGGGUGGAGAGUGAGGACGUUGUCGAUGGCUCCUGAUGCUUGCCAUCUUCUGAGGAAUUCGGCCGAAACAUGGGCUGAGGAGCCGCUUUAGUACGCUCAUCCUGUCUUCCUACUGGAGUUGCCUGAGGUACUGCUCGUGGCCGAUCUGAUGCAGAAGCUCAGUACGGCGCGAGCGUGGCCACGCUCAGAUGCGCGGCCCGGCGCAAGUAGACUAAACUUCCAGCGCGCCCUCCACAGUGACGAUUCUACAGUACAAACCACCAUGAGUCUGUCUUCGCUGGCCGGCACGACGUGGCAGUUGGCCGCUUUCAGCGUCAUCAACCGGGCAAGCGGCGAGGCGCAGCACGAUGUCCUGGGCCCGCACGGCCAUGGCCAGAUUCUCUACAGCGCCGAUGGCUACAUGUCGGCGCAGCUGCUCGAGGGCCAUCCACUGUCGGCCCACGUGCUGGCCGACGGCACCGACCCGACGCGGCCAGGCCUCCGCGCCAUCACGUCCUACGCGGGGCCCUACUCCUACGAGGACGGCGCCGGGGGCGCAGAGCCCAUUACUGUCUACUACCGUGGCGAAAAGCACGCAGUCGACGUGGCGGGCACCGUGCACCACGACGUGCGCGUCUGCAUCGACGCAAACUGGGAGGGCACGCGGCAGACGCGCAACGUCGGCUUCCUCACCAUCGACGGCGAGCCCUUUGUUGCGCUGCGCCCGCCCGAGCCAUGGAAGGUCGGCAACGACGAGGUGUACCUGACGCUUCUCUGGAAGAGGGCGCCCAAGAAUGCCUGAUCGCUUUCAGAACGCCUGAUCGCUUCUGGAAUGCCUGACUGCUUCUCUCAUGUGCCUCAAGAAUGCCUGC
Messenger RNA from Acaromyces ingoldii, 894 nucleotides. RefSeq lists its product as hypothetical. The record is from RefSeq and is a predicted model, not a curated record. Bases 306 to 824 code for a protein of 172 amino acids. NCBI's taxonomy places the organism in Eukaryota, Fungi, Basidiomycota, Exobasidiomycetes, Exobasidiales, Cryptobasidiaceae. The transcript is spliced from 2 exons.